AUGUCUUCAGAGCUAGAACCGAUGAACAAUGGAUUGUAUCCUUUGGACUGUGACAUUGUACUUCCUUUCUUCUCAAUCUUUACCUUUGUCCACCCUUACCCGUCUGCCGCUCUUCCUUCAGAUCCGACAUCUUCUGCAACACACACAACAUCCAACAGUCCAAAGCCUCAAAAAAGCAUCAACAUUUCCCAGAACCACCCCAAAACACUUACACCACCACCACACAACAUGGGCAAGUCAAGCACCAAAGGCAACGGCGAGAACAAAGCCGUCAAGGCACUCCUCGACCGACCCGUCCAAAUCAAGAAGACCAGCAAGGCCGAGGCGAAGCCCAAAGAGGAGGAAAAGCCCUACACGGGCCCACAGACCCGAAGCCGAACCAAAGCCGCACUCGAGGCAGAACUCGAACAGAAGUAA
Messenger RNA from Endocarpon pusillum Z07020, 417 nucleotides. RefSeq lists its product as uncharacterized. The coding region runs from base 1 to 417 and encodes 138 amino acids. The transcript is spliced from 2 exons. The record is from RefSeq and is a predicted model, not a curated record. NCBI's taxonomy places the organism in Eukaryota, Fungi, Ascomycota, Eurotiomycetes, Verrucariales, Verrucariaceae.